Lytechinus variegatus (green sea urchin) is the source of this 1159-nucleotide messenger RNA. RefSeq names its product mitochondrial import inner membrane translocase subunit Tim10-B-like (gene timm10). The coding region runs from base 175 to 438 and encodes 87 amino acids. The transcript has 2 exons. Gene Ontology annotation, cellular component: mitochondrial inner membrane. Lineage: Eukaryota; Metazoa; Echinodermata; Echinoidea; Temnopleuroida; Toxopneustidae. Gene Ontology annotation, biological process: protein insertion into mitochondrial inner membrane. The record is from RefSeq and is a predicted model, not a curated record.
AAAAAACAACGAUAUAUUCAUCUUUUUAGUGCCAUCUUCGCUUCGGACUGUGCAUCUAGUACUUGACGAACCGCUCGUCUCAUUAUCCGCCGCAACCUCGGCGUGGCAAAGACGGCAUUGCGCUCUAGCGGAGAAUUCAUAAUUCCUGGACUAGUCGAAUAAACUUGAACAAUCAUGAAUGAACAGCAGCAGCUUCAGCUCUUGGCUGAAUUAGAAGUAGAAAUGAUGGCAGACAUGUACAACAGGAUGACUGUUGCUUGUCAGAAGAAGUGUAUUCCACCUACCUACAAAGAAGGUGACCUUUCUAAAGGUGAAGCUGUCUGCUUGGAUCGCUGUGUUGCUAAGUAUUUGGAGGUCCAUGAGAGCAUUGGUAAAAAAUUGACUGAGAAGUCGGCCCAAGAUGAAGCCAUGAUGAAACAAAUGCAGGGACAGAGUUAGUGAUGAUCUCCCAUCAGCCCAGGGCCCUGGUACAUUAGAGAUGCAAUCGAAUGUACAUUUCAUUAAAUUGCUUUUAAAAUGUUAUAGGACCCAGAUCAGAUGUAACUUGUGGAUGCAGUUAUCUUGGCCACAUAUCAGCUUCAUGAAAGCAUUAACUGUAUAAAGUCCAGAGGAGUUGGUGUUCAGCAGCGGCCAAGGCAGGAUAUCGCCUGUUUGUGAGAUCAUAUUUGAGAAGUUUGAUUUGUAACUUGUCCAACGAGCUGAAUGAAGGAAAAGAGAAUAACUGAAGCAUGCAAGUUUCACCCACAUUGACUUUGCUUUUUUUUAAAUUGGAAAAUUAUGAUUAAUACUCGGCUUUAGAUUAAGAUGCAACUUCUGUGACACAGAAUCUGGUCAGCUUGUAUAACUAUAACUAGCAUUCUCUUGCCUUGCAUUUUUGCAUCAUGUUUGCUAAAUUGCUAUAGGUUUAGCAACGAUGCAAUGUUGAGGUAGAAUCACUCUGCUGCUCUAAAAUGUUGCAAUGUUAUAAUCGUCCAGCAUGUUCUGUGCAGACUGCAGAGCACAGGAUUGCAUCGUAGAUUUGAGACAUGAGAGGACAAUAAAUUGACACUUUAGCUAAAUAGGCACUUCACAGAAGGUAAAUCGCAGGUCUAAAGCCAUUGAUAUUCGUGGAAUUGCGGGGGUAACAAAACUGUAUCUAGAAAGGCAUGUUCUGGAGAAU